AAGGAGAUGUAAUGUACUUCUGGGCAUGCCUUGAAGUUGAUCGCAGUGGUGAAGGAACCAUCGAUGCGCUUACAUUUUGGUCAAUGUGUGAUAUAUUAAAUGCUGGGCACUGCAGGUUUUAAGCCUGGUUUGAUCGAAGUUCAACUUCAUGAAUCUAAACAUGGGCCAACAUCAGGUUCAAUAGGUUAGAAAUGAUUAUUUUUUAUUGGUAGGCUAACUCAGAAUUUGUUGCUCAUGAACCUUGGCUGGGGGUUGGAUUUAGUUGUAGAAGAACUGCUUUUGAAAAUGCCUUCCGGAAGAUGUAUGUCUUGCCAUCUGAUAUGGAAGCUCUUCCUCCCAUGCCCAAUGUUGAAGGUCACUGGUCUGCCUUGCACAGCUGGGUGAUGCCUACCACUUCCUUUUUGGAGUUCAUAAUGUUUUCUCGGAUGUUUGUCAAUUCUCUACAUGGCUUGCAUACCAAUUCUAGCGAUGUCAAUAUUUGUUUGUUGGGUUCAUCGGAUCUUGAGAAAAAACACUGUUACUGUCGGGUUUUGGAACUCUUGGUCAAUGUCUGGGCUUACCAUAGUGGGCGUAGGAUGGUCUACAUUAAGCCGCACUCUGGUUUGCUUGAAGAGCAACAUCCGGUCGAACAACGAAAAGCAUUUAUGUGGGCUAGAUAUUUUAACUUUGCAUUAUUAAAGGGCAAGGAUGAAGAUCUAGCUGGGGCUUCAGACGAUGAUGACCAGCCAAGGAAGACAUGGCUAUGGUCAAUGACGGGCGAAGUGCAUUGGCAAGGGAUUUAUGAGAGGCAGAGGGAAGAAAGAUAUAGGCUGAAGAUGGAAAAGAAGAUGGAAAACAGGGAGAAAAAAUUGGGAAGGCGUAGGAAUGGAUACAAGAAGAAUCCACUUGGAUUAUAGGAUUACCUAGAACCUAAUAAAUGGCCAUAUUCUAACUUGGAAACACCAAUCUCUGAAAUCCUCUCUUUUCUCUAACUGGAAAGCAGGAAAAACUACUGUGGACAUGAGAAGCCUAGUUACAUCUAACAUCACACGGUUGGUCACACUUUUAUUUGAGUAAAUGCUUUUCAAGGAGUGGAGGGGAAACAACAAUAGCUUCCCAGACUAUUUGCCU
Hibiscus syriacus is the source of this 1110-nucleotide messenger RNA. RefSeq lists its product as uncharacterized. Lineage: Eukaryota; Viridiplantae; Streptophyta; Magnoliopsida; Malvales; Malvaceae. Bases 300 to 896 code for a protein of 198 amino acids. The transcript is spliced from 5 exons. The record is from RefSeq and is a predicted model, not a curated record.